AUGAAUUAGACGUGCCUCCGCGUGUGUCUGAUUGACAGGCCUCUUGGAGAAAGGGCUUAUAAAGGAGCCAGUCACAGCCUGGAGGCAGCGAAAGCCUCUGCUGUCUGCAGCCUUCCUGGCCAGGUCACUCCUCAAGACAGACUUAGAACACUGACACCGGUCAUCAUUCAUUUUCAAACACACAAGGUCACGUGUGCAGAUUUCCCAGUGACACUCAGGCUGCAGCUGUGCACUCAUCACCCGCGAGACUGGUUCUCUUCUGAGUGUCACGGGUGGAGACAGGAUGCUCUGGGCACUGGCCCUGCUGGCUCUGGGCUUGGGGCCAAAAGCUUAUGCUGGUGACCAGGACGAAGACACUUCGUUUGACCUGUUCAACAUCAGCAAUAUUAACCGGAAGACCAUCGGCGCCAAACAGUUUCGAGGGCCUGACCCUGGGGUGCCCGCUUACCGUUUUGUACGCUUUGACUACAUUCCCCCAGUGAGGACAGACGAUCUCAGCAGGAUUGUCAAGCUUGCAAAGAGAAAGGAGGGCUUCUUCCUCACAGCCCAGAUGAAGCAGGACCGCAAGUCCAGGGGCACACUCCUGGUAUUAGAAGGCCCAGGCACCUCCCAGAGGCAGUUUGAGAUUGUGUCCAAUGGCCCAGGGGACACCUUGAACCUUAACUAUUGGGUCAAUGGCAUCCAACACACCCACUUCCUGGAGGAUGUGGGCUUGGCUGACUCCCAGUGGAGGAACGUGACCGUGCAGGUGGCCAGCGACACCUAUAGCCUGUAUGUGGGCUGCGACCUAAUUGACAGCGUCACCCUGGAAGAACCGUUCUACGAGCAGCUGGAAGCAGACAGAAGCAGGAUGUAUGUGGCCAAAGGUGCAUCCCGAGAGAGUCAUUUCAGGGGCCUGCUGCAGAAUGUCCAUCUCGAGUUUGCAGAUUCUGUAGAAGACAUUCUAAGAAAGAAAGGCUGUCAACAGAGCCAGGGAGCUGAGGUCAACACCAUCAGUGAGCACACAGAGACACUCCACCUGAGUCCCCACAUCACCACAGACCUGGUGGUCCAGGGUGUGGAGAAGACACAGGAAGUGUGUACACACUCCUGUGAGGAGCUGAGCAACAUGAUGAACGAGCUGUCUGGAUUGCAUGUCAUGGUGAACCAGCUGAGCAAGAACCUGGAGAGAGUGUCCAACGACAACCAGUUCCUCUUGGAGCUCAUUGGAGGCCCUAUGAAGACCAGGAACAUGUCAGCUUGCGUGCAGGAGGGCCGAAUCUUUGCAGAAAAUGAAACCUGGGUGGUGGACAGCUGUACCACGUGCACCUGCAAGAAGUUUAAAACCGUGUGCCACCAAAUCACUUGCUCGCCGGCGACUUGCGCCAACCCGUCCUUCGUGGAAGGCGAGUGCUGUCCGUCCUGUUCCCACUCUUCAGACAACGAUGAAGGCUGGUCUCCGUGGGCGGAGUGGACGGAGUGUUCUGUCACCUGUGGCUCUGGGACCCAGCAGAGAGGCCGGUCUUGUGAUGUCACCAGCAACACCUGCCUAGGCCCCUCCAUUCAGACGAGGGCGUGCAGCCUGGGCAAAUGUGAUACAAGAAUCCGGCAGAAUGGUGGCUGGAGUCACUGGUCGCCCUGGUCUUCGUGCUCCGUGACUUGUGGUGUUGGCAAUGUCACCCGCAUACGUCUCUGCAACUCUCCAGUGCCCCAGAUGGGUGGCAAGAACUGCAAGGGCAGUGGCCGGGAGACCAAGGCCUGCCAGGGUGUGCCAUGCCCAAUUGAUGGGCGUUGGAGCCCCUGGUCCCCUUGGUCGACCUGCACGGUUACCUGUGCUGGAGGGAUCCGUGAACGGACGCGUGUUUGCAACAGCCCAGAACCCCAGUAUGGUGGGAAGGACUGUGUGGGGGAUGUGAAGGAACACCAAAUGUGCAAUAAGAGAAGCUGCCCCAUUGAUGGAUGCUUAUCCAACCCAUGUUUUCCUGGAGCCAAGUGCAACAGCUUCCCUGAUGGAUCUUGGUCCUGUGGCUCCUGCCCAGUGGGCUUCCUGGGCAAUGGCACCCACUGUGAGGACCUGGAUGAGUGUGCUGUGGUCACAGAUAUCUGCUUCUCAACCAACAAAGCUUCCCGCUGUGUCAAUACCGACCCUGGCUUCCACUGCCUGCCUUGUCCCCCACGCUAUAAGGGGAGCCAGCCCUUCGGGGUUGGCCUGGAGGCUGCUCGCACAGAGAAACAAGUGUGUGAGCCAGAAAACCCGUGCAAGGACAAGACUCACAACUGCCACAAGCACGCAGAGUGUAUCUACUUGGGCCACUUCAGUGACCCCAUGUACAAAUGUGAGUGCCAGACUGGCUACGCCGGCGACGGGCUCAUCUGUGGGGAGGACUCAGACCUGGAUGGCUGGCCCAACAGCAACCUGGUGUGUGCCACCAAUGCCACCUACCAUUGCACCAAGGACAACUGCCCCAAACUGCCAAAUUCUGGGCAGGAGGAUUUUGAUAAGGAUGGGAUCGGAGAUGCUUGUGAUGAAGACGAUGAUAACGACGGUGUGAGCGAUGAGAAGGAUAAUUGCCAGCUCCUCUUUAAUCCCCGUCAACUGGACUACGACAAGGAUGAGGUUGGAGACCGCUGUGACAAUUGUCCCUAUGUGCACAACCCAGCACAGAUCGACACCGACAACAACGGCGAAGGGGAUGCCUGCUCUGUGGACAUUGACGGGGAUGAUGUUUUCAAUGAGCGAGACAACUGCCCCUACGUCUACAACACUGACCAGAGAGACACGGAUGGGGAUGGUGUGGGUGACCACUGUGACAACUGCCCCCUGAUGCACAACCCGGAUCAGAUGGAUGUGGACAAUGACCUUGUUGGAGAUCAGUGUGACAAUAAUGAGGACAUCGAUGAUGACGGCCACCAGAACAACCAGGACAAUUGCCCAUACAUCUCAAACUCCAACCAGGCUGACCAUGACAAUGACGGCAAGGGUGAUGCUUGCGACCCUGAUGAUGACAACGAUGGUAUUCCAGAUGACAGGGACAACUGCCGGCUUGUCUUCAACCCAGACCAGGAGGACUCAGAUGGCGACGGCCGAGGUGAUAUUUGUAAAGAUGACUUUGACAAUGACAACGUCCCAGAUAUUGAUGACGUGUGCCCUGAGAACAAUGCUAUCACUGAGACAGACUUCAGGAACUUCCAGAUGGUCCCUCUGGAUCCCAAGGGAACAACUCAAAUUGAUCCCAACUGGGUGAUUCGUCACCAAGGCAAAGAGCUGGUGCAGACGGCAAACUCAGACCCUGGCAUUGCUGUAGGUUUUGAUGAGUUUGGGUCUGUGGACUUCAGUGGCACAUUCUAUGUCAACACUGACCGGGACGAUGACUACGCUGGCUUCGUCUUUGGCUAUCAGUCAAGCAGCCGCUUCUACGUGGUGAUGUGGAAACAGGUCACCCAGACCUACUGGGAAGACAAGCCCAGUCGGGCUUAUGGCUACUCUGGUGUGUCCCUCAAAGUGGUAAACUCCACGACUGGCACUGGUGAACAUCUGAGGAAUGCCCUGUGGCACACAGGAAACACAGAAGGCCAGGUGCGCACGCUAUGGCAUGACCCCAAAAACAUUGGCUGGAAAGACUACACUGCCUACAGGUGGCACCUGAUUCACAGGCCUAAGACAGGCUACAUGAGAGUCUUGGUGCAUGAAGGAAAGCAGGUCAUGGCUGAUUCAGGACCAAUCUAUGAUAAAACCUAUGCUGGUGGACGGCUUGGCCUAUUUGUCUUCUCCCAAGAAAUGGUCUACUUCUCGGACCUCAAGUAUGAAUGCAGAGAUGUCUAGAGAGAAAGGCUGCAUCCCAUCAAUGUGCUCCAAACACUGUCUACGAGACACGUCGGCCCAUCUUGCUACUUGCAGCUUUUCUCUCUUUCGGCAUUUCCUGUUUCUUGACCUUAACUGAGUGGAUCUUCACCUCGCUCAUCAGCACCAAGUCCAAGUGCCUUCAAAUGACAAACAUCAAGGGAACUGCAAGAUGAGCAUCUGGCCCGCUGCUGGAAAACAGAUUGACGAGAAAUGAGACUCACCACGGAGUGGAAACCUAGCGUGUUGUUGCAUUGUCUUUUCUUGUCUCUUUAAACAGAAUGACGUUUACAUGUAAAAUGUAAUUACUUGCAGUAUUUAUGUGUAUAUGGAGUUGAAGGGAAUAUUGUGUAUAAGUCAUUCUCAUAAAUUAAGCAUGAAAACUCUUGCUCACCUAC
Messenger RNA from Arvicola amphibius (Eurasian water vole), 4218 nucleotides. RefSeq names its product thrombospondin 2 (gene Thbs2). Gene Ontology annotation, biological process: negative regulation of angiogenesis; cell adhesion. Gene Ontology annotation, molecular function: protein binding; calcium ion binding. The record is from RefSeq and is a predicted model, not a curated record. Gene Ontology annotation, cellular component: extracellular region. Bases 284 to 3802 code for a protein of 1172 amino acids. The transcript has 22 exons. NCBI's taxonomy places the organism in Eukaryota, Metazoa, Chordata, Mammalia, Rodentia, Cricetidae.